AUGGCAGAAGAGCGUGCCAGCGAGGCCACCACUACCGGUGCGAUCUCUGGGCAUGAAGCGCUUCCGACGACUGAAAAUACCGGGCAUGUUGCUGCUCCAGUGGCACCGGCAUCGCCGCCCGCCGUAUCGUCACCAGCUCCUGCCGCGCCAAUCGUGGCUGAAGAUGACCCGGACCCUUCCACUGACGGAUACGAGACCGGCGACGAUGCCAGCUCCAACGCCUCAACCUCGCUAUCUUCGAGCGUUCGUGACUAUGAAUGGGAGAACAAGCGCCGCUAUCACAAGUUUAAACAAGGCCGUUACCUCUGUCCAAACGAUGAGCCUGAGCAGGACCGUGAGGACAUGAAGCAUGCUUUAGUAGUUCACAUCUGUGACGGGGAUCUGCACAGCGCGCCUCUAGAUAACCCACAAAAAAUCCUUGAUAUCGGCACCGGUACUGGCAUCUGGGCGAUUGACAUGGGCGACAAGUAUCCGGAAGCAGAAAUUCUUGGUCUUGAUCUGAGCCCCAUCCAACCCGGUUUCGUCCCACCAAACGUCAAAUUUCUAGUUGAUGAUGCUGAGGCGGAGUGGCUGUACCCGGACAACUCGAUUGAUUUCAUCCAUCUGCGGCACAUGGCGCCAUUCAUCAAAGAUUGGCCCAAUCUUUUACGCCAAGCAUAUAGGGUUCUCAAGCCGGGUGGCUGGAUCGAGCUGCAAGAGCUGAGAUGGAGAUUCGCUUGCGACGAUGACACAAUGGGCCCCGACUACGCCCCGGCGAAGAUGGCAAAUCUCAUCGAAGAGGGCCUCGGCAAGUUCGGCUUCGAGCUCUACGCGUCCGAGACGAACCCGGAACGUCUCAAGGCCGGUGGCUUCGUGACCCAAGUCCACGACGUGAAGAAGGUGCCCCUGGGGAGGUGGCCCAAAGACGAUCACCUGAAAACCAUUGGAUCGUAUUCCCAGGCGGUCCUCUUUGACGGAUUGCAGGCAAUAACGAUGGGACCCCUGACGAGGGGGCUUGGUUGGACCUCGGAAGAGGUCGAAGUGCUGCUAAUGCAGGUGCGGAAAGACCUCAAGAACGUGGCCUUCCACACGUAUGUUUACUAUCACGCUUUGUCCGGACAAAAGCCAUUGGAAUAG
Colletotrichum orchidophilum is the source of this 1116-nucleotide messenger RNA. RefSeq names its product TAM domain methyltransferase. The record is from RefSeq and is a predicted model, not a curated record. NCBI's taxonomy places the organism in Eukaryota, Fungi, Ascomycota, Sordariomycetes, Glomerellales, Glomerellaceae. The coding region runs from base 1 to 1116 and encodes 371 amino acids. The transcript is spliced from 3 exons. Gene Ontology annotation, molecular function: methyltransferase activity.